AUGCAACACGGAAUCUCGACAGAUACAGCACUUCAUAUUGCUAUCGAAAGAGGAUUUUACAAGACAACGAGAAAAAUAUUGUCAGUGAAUAAGGCCGAUGUCAAUAGACGCAACAACGAAUACAAAGAAACCCCACUUCAUCGUGCUGUAUAUUGGCACAGGUUAAAAUUCAUAAAUUUACUUAUCGAGCAUGGGGGAAACAUGAAAAUUACAGAUGCGCAGGGGAGAACUCCUCUACAUUGUGCUUGUCACUGUGUUCAUAAUAAAGACUCUAAAAAGAUCAUUGAUAAAUGUAUGGAAUAUAACUCUUUAUAUUCUAGAACCACCCAUAUGGGUUAUACUCCUAUGCACACAUUAAUCUCUCGGUCGAAAGAAACAACAGAGGAGGCUGCAGAAGUGGUGGAGCUUUUCCUAGAAAGAGGAUUUGAUUUGGAGACCAAGGAUUUCCGCGGAUGCACACCACUGUAUCUAAGCUUGAAAAGAGACGUUGAGCCAAUGGCUUCAUUACUUCUAAGACACGGUGCUCAUCUUGAUAUAACUGCAGACUAUGCUAUUCAUUUUCUCUUACCUCAUAUUGUAAGCACGGAAGAAUUGAACGAAAUGAGCAGGACUAUCCUAAAAUUUAUUGCCUUGGAAGUUUCAAAGGGGGCUGCAAUGCACGAAAGUCUAGGGGAGAUCUUGAGAGAACGAAAGGACGCAAGCACUUACUUGAAAAUGUGUUAUCAAGAAAUUGAGAUCCUCAAAUCUAUCAAAAUUGAGAAUACAUUCAUCACUUAUUGGAAACUUCUGACUAGAAGUAUAAAACAAGUAGGAAUGUACGCCGAUAACUAUUAUAUCGCUGAAGCAAUGAGGACAUUCGAAAUAAGCUCAUAUCCAAUUUAUGGCCCAGACAUUCAUUACAAGUAUGCGAAAGGACAAAGGAGGUUGGAAUUGAUGAAUGCAUGUGCAGACAGUUUGAACAGAAUGUGGGAAUGGAAAUUACCAUCAGUUUUCGUGAAUAUGGUAAUUGAUCGUCUCACAAUUCCUGAUAUGGAGAAUGUAAAAAAUGCAAGGCGUUAUAUUUAA
Messenger RNA from Coccinella septempunctata (seven-spotted ladybird), 1065 nucleotides. RefSeq names its product poly [ADP-ribose] polymerase tankyrase-2-like. Bases 1 to 1065 code for a protein of 354 amino acids. The record is from RefSeq and is a predicted model, not a curated record. The transcript has a single exon. NCBI's taxonomy places the organism in Eukaryota, Metazoa, Arthropoda, Insecta, Coleoptera, Coccinellidae. Gene Ontology annotation, molecular function: protein binding.